GAAAUAUAUAUGUGUAUACAUAUAUUAUUAAGCGAUUAAUUAAUUGCGCGUUAAUUAUGUAAGACGUUCUCCUAUAGGUCAAACGUUACUAUCGGCUAGUGCGUGGGUUACGGAAAUACGAUAGCUGCCGGAUUCCCUGCUUAUAGUUUCAUUUUCGUUGCGCGACACUGGCAGUACGUAUUUUCAACCAUAAAGAAUAUAUCGUCGUAAUAUUUGCAUAAACAAUCUCAACUACGUAAUUUGCAAGUCAAUCGCCGAAGAACAAUUUCGUUGAUUUGCAUAGUGACUGAUUGCACUGGAUCAGUACGUAGUCCAAUAGGGAUAGCGAGCUCUGUGUUAAUAAACUUUUUUGAUACAGGAUCAUAGAAUAAAAUUUUUUUAAUUUAACCAAAUUCAAACAAAUAUACAAUCCUUAGAAAUGUUGCGAUACGGUAUAUUAUUCUUGAGCAUUUUAUUCGCCAGCUCAUUUGACGUUAGUGCUGCUGCCAUAAGCGCCAUUCAGAGUGACCUUGCUGUUCUUCGAUUAUGCAAUGCAUCAAGUCCUGUGUCACUUCAGGCUGUCAAUUCAGUGCUAAUAAAUCGUGAUAUGAAAAGUUCUGAGACACAGACGCAAGACUUCAAAUGCUUCCUGCUUUGCCUUUACGUCGAAUACGGUUGGAUGGAUCGCGAAGGAGGUUUCAGUUUGCAUCACAUUAAGUUGACACUGGAAUCGUCAAAGCUGCCGGAAUAUCGUAUCAAAAAGUUAAUUUACAGUUGUACCGCAACAGAAAUAACAGAUCCUUGUGAGAGAGCAUUCAACUUUACUGAAUGCUUCUGGUCGCACAGUGACAAGGAAACGAGCCCAGAAGCUGAGAUCCCUGAGAAAGAAGUCUCGGAUAACCAGAAUGGAUUUUACUAUAUAAACUAGAAGACUAGAUCAUUCACAUAUUACAUUCAUAUAUAUGUCCACAAAAAAAAAUCGGCAAGAUAGUCGAUCGACCUUAACUCUACUCGAUGACUAUUAAAAUACGUAUUGAAAUUUUUUAAGACAAGACGAUUAAUUAUUUUUAAUAACAGUUGUAAAUUAGUGAUACGAAUUAAUUGUAACUACGUCUGCGCUUGUUGCACUUGUACAUCCGGCGUAUCUUCUGUAUAUCCUUCUUGCUGAAUCCUUCUCGUUGACCGAGAACGGCCUUUGUCUUUCCCUGGAAUAUUUCUCCAAUAAGACCCAAAAGUCCACCAGGUUCCUAUGAAAAUAUACAACAUGCACGGUGCGUGGGUGCUAAUAGAAAUAUAAUCUCUAAGAAAUAGUAGGUGCAGUUAAUCAUCUCCGAAUGUUAAAAAUGAAAAAAAAAGACAAAGGAUAUCAUACAAAAGUACAUCUACAGCUGAGAGUCAACAAACAUUAAUAAAAUCAUUGAUGAUCCAAUGCCAGUCUAUACACAGUA
Molecule: messenger RNA, 1427 nt
Organism: Cephus cinctus (wheat stem sawfly)
Lineage: Eukaryota; Metazoa; Arthropoda; Insecta; Hymenoptera; Cephidae
Exons: 6
Coding region: 419-907 (162 amino acids)
Biological process (GO): sensory perception of smell
Molecular function (GO): odorant binding
Source: RefSeq, a predicted model, not a curated record